Monoraphidium neglectum is the source of this 2625-nucleotide messenger RNA. RefSeq lists its product as hypothetical. Gene Ontology annotation, biological process: intracellular protein transport; endoplasmic reticulum to Golgi vesicle-mediated transport; transcytosis. The coding region runs from base 1 to 2625 and encodes 874 amino acids. The record is from RefSeq and is a predicted model, not a curated record. The transcript has 5 exons. Gene Ontology annotation, cellular component: Golgi stack; ER to Golgi transport vesicle membrane; endoplasmic reticulum. NCBI's taxonomy places the organism in Eukaryota, Viridiplantae, Chlorophyta, Chlorophyceae, Sphaeropleales, Selenastraceae.
AUGCGGGACCCUCACCUCACUGGUCCCCCCUUGUUUCCCCUGUCUUCCUCGUACCCUGCCCAGGCCCUGCUGUGCCUGGGUGACCUGGUGGCUGGCCACCCCGCCAAUCAGGAGUACCUCAAUCGCUGUUGCGUCAGCGUCCCCGCCCCCGCAGCCCCCCCGCCCGUCGCCGCAAACGGCGGCCCGCCCGCCUCCCCACGCCGCGCCGGCUACGCGCCUGCGGGGGCGCAGUCCCUCUGGGGUUCGCCCGGGGCCCAGAAGCAGCAGCAGCAGCAGCGGACGCAGCAGCUGCCGGCGCUGCACGCCGCGCUGAGGGUGGCGCUGCUGGCUGAGUCGCCGCGGGAGGCGGCUGCGGCAGCGCACGUCAUCGCCUGCUUCUGCCGCGGCAAUCCUGAGGGCCAGGUGGCGCUCGCGUCCACGCUGGCGGUGCAGGGGCGCGGCCCGGGGCGAGACCCCUUUGGGGAGGAGCUCUGGAGCGCGGUCAGCGGGGCGGGGGGCGCGCAGCAGCAGCACCAGCAGCAGCAGCCUGCGGCCGCGGCGGGCGUGCAGCGGGGCGCGUGCGUGCUGGCGGCCAUUGUCGGCGGCAACCCCGCGGCGAAGGAGCGUGCGGCGGCGGCGCUGGGCGGCGGGGACGCACUGACGGACGUGCUGACCCAGCAGCUGUCGGAAUCUGCGCGCCGCGGCGACGCCGCCGGCCGCGCCGCGGCCUGCUCGCUGCUGCGGCUCCUGGCCGCCUGCGCCGCGGCCGUGGUGCUGGACGCCAUUCUGCAGCGCCUCGGCCUCAGCCAGUUCUUCGGCCGGCUGGAUGCCAUGGUAAACUGCGUGGCGUUCAAGGCCGCCAGCGCCAGCGGCGGCGCAGCUCACGGCGGCGCCGCGCGCGCCGCGGCGCCUGGGGGCCCCGGGCACGAUGGCGGCGCAGGCGCGGCGGCGCGGACGCCGCAGACGCCGCGGCGGCAGCAGCAGGAGCAGGAGGGCGAGGAGGCGGGGGCUAUGUUAUAUGAUGAGCCCUUCACAAAGCUGGUGGCGCGCGUGAUCGAGGCCGCGAGGCAGAUCACAUUGGAAGCAUUCUCAGGAGGUGGCGGCGGGGGCGGCCUGGCAGGGCCGGCGGCGGCCAGCACGGGGUUCACAGCGCAGCAGCAGCAGCAGCAGCAGCAGCACCCGCCGUCGCCGCCGCCGCCGCCGCACGUCCUGGCAGCAGCGGGCGGCCUCCCGCCGCCGCUACCGCCGCUGAUUCCAAUGGGACCGCCUGGAGCCGCGCCGCCGGGCGCGCACGCACACGCAUCUCAUCUCGUCCCGCCGCCGGGGCCGCCUACGCAUGCACCCCACUCGUUUCUGAUGCCACAGCCGCCGCGGCCCUUCAUGCCCGUUGGCUAUGAGCAGCAGCAGCAGCCGGCUUUCUAUCAGCCACAGCAGCACCAGCAGCAGCCGCAGCACGAGCAGCAGCACCACCAUCACCACCAACAACAGCCGCAGCAGCAUCAACCUCAGCAUUUUCAGCUGCCACCGCCGCCGCAGCUGCAGCAGCUGCAGCAGCAGCAGCAGCAACAGCAGCAGCAGCAGCAGCAGCAACCACCACUGUAUCCAGAGCAGCAACGCCAGACGCCGCCCGCCACGCCCCCCACUGUGCUCGCCGACCCCGCGGCCGCGGCGCAGCAGCAGGCGCAGCAGCAGCAGGCGCAGCAGCAGGCAGCACUGCAGGCGGCGCAGCAGCAGCUGGCGGCGGCGCUGGCGCAGGCGGCGCGGCUGCAGGCUGAGGUCGACGACCUGAGGGGCCGCAACAGGGCCCUGGCUGAGGACCUGCUUCGCGCCAGCACUGGCGCCGGCGGCGGCGCGGGCGGCGCCGGCGGCGGGUCCGCCGCGGGGGGCGGCGGGGACGCCGAGGCGCGCGCGGCGAUGCAGCUGCGGGCGAGCCGGGCGGAGAUGGAGGCCGGGGCACUUAGGCAGCAGCUGGCGUCGAUGCAGCAGGGCUGGGCCGGGUUGGAGGCCGCAGUUGCGAGCGCGCGGCGCGACGCGCAGGACGCCGCCGCUGCCGCUGCCAAGGCCGACGCUGACCUGGCGUCCCUCAGCGCGGCCUACAACAGCCUCGAGUCCCACAGCAUCGCCCUGGAGGAGCAGCUCGCAGCCGCCUGCCAGCGGGUAGACGACGCCGCAGCGGCGGCGGCGGCAGCGGCCGCCAACGGCCAUGCAGAGGGCAAGGCGAGCCAAGGCGCAAGCGAGGAGCAGAUUGAGGCGCGAAUUGCAGAGGCCGUGGCGGAGGCCGUGGCGGCGGCGGUCGCGGCCGAGCGGCAGCGGCAAAAGGCCGAGGCGGCGGCCGCGGCGGCGGCGGCGGCGGCGGCGCGCCAGAGCGAGCAGGCGAGCGAGCGGCCGCGGGCGGCGGCCGGCGGCGUGCCGGAGGCGGAGGUCGCGGCACGUGUCGCGGCGGCGGCCGAGGCGGCGCGAGCGGAGGCGGCGGCGGAGGCGGACGGGUCUCUGGAGGACCUUCUGGUUUGCCUGGGCCGCGAGGAGGCCAAGGUGGCGGCGCUGUCUGCGCGGCUGGAGGCACUGGGGGAGGACGUGGGCGGCCUGCUUGAGGGGCUGGACGCGGACGGCGGCUCCGAGGGGGAGGGCGAGGGGGACGUGCUGUAG